Molecule: messenger RNA, 1137 nt
Organism: Penicillium expansum
Lineage: Eukaryota; Fungi; Ascomycota; Eurotiomycetes; Eurotiales; Aspergillaceae
Product: Aminoglycoside phosphotransferase
Exons: 1
Coding region: 1-1137 (378 amino acids)
Source: RefSeq, a predicted model, not a curated record
AUGGCUUACCCCAAAAUCGAGGAGAAUACUCUCAGAACUCUAUAUGGAGAGCUAGCUGGGGUUCUUUUGCAACUUUCCAACCCAUCCUUCUCACGAAUAGGAUCAUUGAAUCAGGUCGAUGACUUCACACGGGAAGUGGCGAGUCGUCCUCUACCAUUAAAUUCAAACGACCUGAUUCGACUAGGAUGCCUACCUCAGUCAGAACUACCAAGCCAUGAGACAACGUACACCUCAGCAUCGUCGUACUUCGAAGCCCUCGCAGAGAUUCAUAUUGCCCAUCUCAUACACCAAAUAAACGACGCAAUCGAGUCCGCGGAUGAUUGUAGACGGAAGUUCGUCGGUCGACAUCUCUUCCGCAAACUCGCCCGCGAGCGUAAGCUCACCAAGCGAUGGGUAGAAUUUGAUAAAGGACCGUUCAAAUUAUGGUGUGAUGAUCUCCGACCAGGCAAUGUCCUCAUCAACAACGACCUCAAGAUUGCGGGCGUCCUGGAUUGGGAGUUCACGUACACUGCCCCAAUCGAGUUUUCCUACGCGCCGCCUUGGUGGCUUCUGAUCGAAAGACCCGAGUACUGGCCUCAAGGCCUCGAGGACUGGAUAAACGUGUUUGAUCGCCGUCUCCAGAAAUUUUUGCAGACGAUGAUUGAAUAUGAAAAUGCUGCUGGCACAAAAGAAGAAGAAAGACUCUCUGGUCCAAUGCGAGAAAGUUGGGAAAUUGGUGAAUUUUGGAUUGCAUAUGCCGGGAGGAGAAGCGUUGCCAUUGAUGCGAUAUAUUGGCACAAGAUUGAUCAGCGCUUCUUCGGACCGACGGACAAUGUUGAGGAUGCAUGGAGGCAGAGACUUGACCUCUUAAGUGAUAAGGAGAAAGAGGAGAUGAAGCUACUUGUGGCAAAAAAGGUUAAAGAGAUGGAAAGCAGAGUUCUGGUUUGGGAUCCGGAUGAGUAUACCCUGUGCCAUAUAGAUAUUGCAAAGACUCAUGCUGCGGAACAAGAAAAGAAAGCCGAGGAACAAAAGGAGAAAGGUAAGAAAGAUCACCCCAAGACAGAGGACAACAAGGUUGAAGUUCAUGCCGUUGAAGCAAGUCCAAGUGAUCUUGAUGUUGAGCAGAUAGUUGAGAAUUUGGCAGAACUUUCCGCUUAG